AUGGAAGCAGCUUUCGUCGACACUAGGAAGACUGCCGUUUAUGAACCCACAACGGAGGCAUCAGGAUUCAGCAGCACGGGUAAUUCCACGUGGGACAGUGCAGCUGGCCUUCAAUUGAUACGCCACGUCAGCAGCAACAUCCCGUGCAGCAGCUGCAGCAGCUCGCAGAGCGACUCUUCGUGCGACUCGUUUUGCCUCGACGAAAUGGUCUCCGAGUUUAUGGAGGAAGAUAGCGACGCUGGAGACGCUGGCGACGGUUAUGACUGUCGCACGAACAGUUUCCAUGCUUCUCAGGCGAGGUCUGCCAGGAAAUCCGAUGUGGAACCUGCAGAAGCGUUGGCGGCGCGAGACGGCUCACAACGACCAUCAAUAACCCGAGAUGGCGAAAAUGACAGUGGUGGGCGUGACUCGCCGAGAUGCGUCGGCGAAAAACGGGACAACCACGUGUACGACGCUCCUGCUGACGCGUGGCGGUGUCAAUUCUGCGGAGGGGCUCAGUGUGACGGUGUGGACUGCCAGCGGCAUACGAGUUACAAUCACCACGGCGUUUAUGUGAAUCAGCAACGGACAGCAAACAGUUCAUGCAGCGAGAUUGAACAGCUCGCAUCCAUGAUUGAGCCACUCAGCUGCUGCGAGACUCCAGAGGAAUAUGCAGUGCUUGAUGUUGUGACUUCUGCCAUGGAGCACACAGUGACCUCGUCUGCUGAUCUCCGCACAAGCGGCAGCAGCAGCAGCAGUAGAAUACGCAAUACUGUGGUGCAGCAGUUGCGGGGUCGGGGAUAUGAUGCUGCUGUGUGUUAUUCUCAGUGGGACUACUCCAAUGGCAUCCCUGAUGGCUCGCAUGAGUACUGUGACGUCAUCCUUCAUCCAUCCACCCCACAUCGUCCACCUGAGAGGCUCAUUGUCGACCUCGAAUUUCGGGCACAGCCAAGAGCUGCUGUGGUGGGCCUGCUGGCGAGAGGAAUGAAAGAGCUGGCUCUGCACCGCCAGGCAGUGGUUUGA
Messenger RNA from Closterium sp. Naga37s-1, 1002 nucleotides. The record is from the annotation of a GenBank genome assembly. NCBI's taxonomy places the organism in Eukaryota, Viridiplantae, Streptophyta, Zygnematophyceae, Desmidiales, Closteriaceae.